GGCGCUUCGCAGGAAAGGCGGCGUUGGUGAGGGCGAGGCGGUCGCAUUCGGUGAGAGUCUGAUGGGGGUGACUUUUUCUUCAGGUAGAGCAAGAUGGCGAGCGACUGGCCUCAGGCUUCCAGGGUGCCCAGCUUUGCCCAGAUGUUGAAGAAGAACUUGCCUGCACCACCUCCAUCUUCUGUUCAGCCAUCAGCUCCUCUCCAGUCACAAGCAGAACACAACAAAGUGUUUUUCUCAUCUACAGAUAUCUCUGAUGUGUCAAAUCUAGCAUCUAAAUUAACUCCAGUCACAGGGCAGAUUCCUGCUUCCCAGUAUUCCAAAGCUGCACCAGUUGCUCCGAUCACUUCACUUCCUCCAAAGAAAAUUCCAAAAGAAUUUGUUGCAAAAUAUAAAGAAGGAGAAAUAAACCCAGUGUCAGCUUUGCAUCAGUUUGCACAAAUGCAGCGUGUACAGCUAGAAUUAAAGGAAACUGUAACUACAGGGAAUCUCUUGGGAUCAUACUUUGCUUUUUGUGCUGUGGUGGAUGGUAUUCCAUAUAAGACGGGCUUGGGACAAAACAAGAAAGAAUCAAGAGCAAAUGCAGCAAAACUUGCUCUUGAUGAGCUGCUGCAGUUGGAGGAGUUAGAGUCAAAGGCUUUAGAAAAACCAGGUCCUCCCAAGACCCAUUCAGAAAUGUCAGUUGUAGCUGAACCUCGAUCCCCAGCUGGGCCUAGUUAUCUUUCAAGGAUUCCGUGUGAAGGACCACAUCUAGCCUAUGAGAAGAUUUCUCAAGCUGUCAGGGAAAUGUUCAGUAGUUUAACUGCUAAAUAUCUGGAGUACCAGAGUUGUAGUGGUUCAUUGGCUGCAUUUAUAGUAGAAAGAGCUAGGCAGUAUGAAGUAGUAGCUAUUGGAACUGGUGAAUUUAACUACAGUCAGUGUAGUCACCUUGAUGGGAGAGUUGUGCAUGACAGUCACGCUGUUGUUACUGCCCGGCGCUCUCUUCUUAGGUAUUUUUAUAGACAGCUUUUACUCUACUACAGUAAAAAUCCAGCUAUGAUGGAAAAAUCCAUAUUUUGUUUUGAGCCAGCCUCAAACUUGCUUUCAGUAAAACCAAAUAUAAAUAUAUUUCUCUACAUGAAUCAGUUGCCAAAAGGAUCUGCUCAGAUAAAGUCCAAGUCAAAGAUAUGUCUUACCCCAAAUUCUGUAUCUUCGUUUGAAUCUGGUGAGGAACUAUCUCUUCAUGUUGCAGUUGAAGGCAAGAUCUAUCUCACUAUCUAUUGUCCUACGGAAAUUGCUAGAAUAAGCAGUAUGUCUGCUAGCGACAAGCUGACAAGAUGGGAAGUGUUGGGUGUUCAGGGAGCCUUGCUAAGCAAUUUCAUUCAGCCAGUUUAUGUUACCAGGAUAAUGCUUGGGAGUGGAAGCUGCCAUGAUACUAAAGGAUUAGAAAUAGCUAUCAAACAACGUGUAGAUGAAACACUCACUUCAAAACUACCCAUGUUCUACCUGGUGAAUAGACCUCACAUUAGUUUGGUGACUGCUGCUUACCCAGUCCAGUUAGACUUGCAACACAAAUCUCUUAGUGUGAACUGGUGCCAAGGAGAUACUUCAUUGGAGGUAGUGGAUGGACUCAAUGGGAAGACAACAGAAAGUUCACCCUUCAAAAGUGGCAUUACAAUGGCAAGUAGACUAUGCAAGGCUGCAAUGUUAAGUCGUUUCAAUUUACUUGUUAAGGAAUCAAAGAGAAAUGACCUCCUGAAAGCAGCAGGUACAUACCAUGAAGCAAAGGUUAUGGCAGAGUCCUACCAAGAUGCAAAAUAUUUGCUGAAAACCUACUUGGAGGAGCAUGGCUAUGGACCCUGGAUUGUGAAGUCUCCGCGUAUUGAAGAUUUCAGUAUGUGAUAGCUGGCAUUCUAGUUGCCACUGGGUUGGCUCUUGACAAACAGAGAUCUCAUUUUAAUAGCUGUAGAUUAUUCUAUUCAGAAUACUGUCAACUGAUUUCCAAAAAAGUUCUACUUGAACUGACUUGUUAAACUGUAUGGACUAUUUUUAUUACUAUCACUUUUGCCAUUGUGAAAUAUCUGAUGUUAAAGUAGCUUGGUUUUUUCCUAAAUGGUUUAUCAGCUGCAUUGGCUAUAAUACCUCUUAAGGUAUUUGAGCAGUAAAGAGGACUGUGUGAUAAUACAGUCUUUUGCUGUGGUCAUUACCAUAUUUUGCAUUGUUCUUUCUGUUUUGAUUCCAAAGCCCACUGUUUCCCUUUUGUUAACCAUUUUUGUAACCUUUGUCCAUCUCAGCUGUAAGCAUCCAAGCUUAAGGCUCUAAGGAGCUGCUCUCAGUAUACAAGAGUAAGCUUCCUGAAUAAAAUACGUAACUAUCUCCCUGAUGGAACCAUUACUGGAACACUCUAUUCUACAAUUUACAAAUCAGGAGAGGAGUAGUGAUCAGUUUUUGCCUAUGGGAACAACUUUGAAAUUAUCAAGUCGUAAAUUUUCAUUUGAGGUUAAACUCUCUGCAUGAUUCAUCAUUAAGGAGUGAGGUGAAAGUAGUUCAUAGUAUGAGUGCCUUAUCUUUUAAACAUGAUAACUUCAAUUUUCAAUAACAGUAGUAUGAUUUGCUGGAUGGUCUUUGAAUUGUAUACACUAAUGUGCUAAACUAGCUUGAGAUGCUCAGCAAGGCUGUCCAUCCAAGUAGUGCUAAAGUGGAAAACAGGUGAACUGAUUAAUGGGCUGGAUCCUGUGUAUACAUGUUCUCAGUGGUAGGCUUUUCCCCAAAGGACACUUUAAUUGACAUGGGACUCUCUUGCUGGUAGAAAAGCCUCUUGUUUGAGGGAUGAGAGCACUACCAUUAACAGGUUCACAGGAUCUAAUUUGAUAAUUCACAAGAGUCUCUCUGGCAAAAUUUUGCAUUGCAUUGAGGGCUUGAUUCCGUAGUGUUUGCUUAGAUGCAGCUAAGAAUGUUUUCAUAGUUGUAUCUCUUUUUGUAUCACCAAGUAUACAAAAGCAUUUCUCAGUAGCUUUCACAAGGCUAUCGUGUAUGAAAAAAUCCUAAGCCAGUAUAGAUAGUUUAUCCUGUUCGGUAUUCCAUUUCAAGGUAGUUCCCUGUGAUGCUAUAUUUCAGUUUGCUGAAACUUUUUGAGUUUAAGUAUAGAGAUUUGAUAUCAUUUUCUAGUAAUUACAUUUGUGUAUACAUUAGAAUAAAUGUAUAAAAACAAAAGCAGUGACUUUAAUCUAAGCAAUAAAGUUCUGUUGUGAAACUUAUUGGCUGACUCUUUGGU
Molecule: messenger RNA, 3250 nt
Organism: Sphaerodactylus townsendi
Lineage: Eukaryota; Metazoa; Chordata; Lepidosauria; Squamata; Sphaerodactylidae
Gene: ADAD1
Product: adenosine deaminase domain containing 1
Exons: 12
Coding region: 94-1878 (594 amino acids)
Biological process (GO): adenosine to inosine editing; RNA processing
Cellular component (GO): cytoplasm; nucleolus
Molecular function (GO): tRNA-specific adenosine deaminase activity; double-stranded RNA binding; double-stranded RNA adenosine deaminase activity
Source: RefSeq, a predicted model, not a curated record